This is a messenger RNA of Linum tenue, 423 nucleotides long. Lineage: Eukaryota; Viridiplantae; Streptophyta; Magnoliopsida; Malpighiales; Linaceae. The record is from the annotation of a GenBank genome assembly.
AUGGAAUCAGAAAGUGGUUAUGCUGGGUUCAAGAUGGAAGGGAAGAACUCCGGUGCCUCGAUGUACAUUCGUUCUGACGAUGAUCUACCUAGGAAGCUUCAGGAUGGGGCCUGCUGCAUCAACAUAUACGUGAACAACAACGUUCAGGGUGUCAACAACUCCAUCCUGGCAGAGAGCCAAGUGACCAUGAAGAAUCCUGGCGUUGCCAUCUAUCUGGAAUUCGUCGAAAGAUGGAAUCAGAAGCGGAAGAGGACAGUCUCGAAGAGGAAAUGUAGGACGAAAAGGGAAGAUGUAGUGAAGAAGAAGAAGAAGAAGAAGAGUUCAGGAUCAGGUUCGAAGCUGGGGUUGUUGGUUGGGUUUCCUGGGAUGUUGGUUUUCUUGGGGACUUUCUUUUUAGUUUCCGUGUUCCUGUCGCUGACAUAG